AUGAAUAACAAGUCAGUCAGUUUGAACGCGACCGUGGACCACGACCUCGUCAUCACCUCCACUUUCGGGACGCUCCUCUCCGUCGUGUACAUCAUCGGGGUGUCGGGCAACGUGUACACGCUGGUGGUGAUGUGCCACUCGAUCCGCUUCGCCACCUCCAUGUACAUCUCCAUCAUCAACCUGGCUCUGGCGGACCUGCUCUACCUCUCCACCAUCCCGUUCGUGGUGUCCACCUACUUCCUGAAGGACUGGUACUUCGGGGACGUGGGCUGCCGCAUCCUGCUCAGCCUGGACCUCCUCACCAUGCACGCGAGCAUCUUCACGCUCACCGUCAUGUGCACGGAGCGCUACCUGGCCGUGACCAAGCCGCUGGACACGGUGAGGCGCUCCAAGAGCUACCGCAAAGCGCUGGCGUGGGGCGUCUGGCUGCUCUCGCUGGUGCUCACCGUGCCCAUGAUGGUGAUGGUCGCCCAGACCACGAAGAACACGGCGGACGGGGGCGUGAAGAGGAUUUGCGAGCCGGCCUGGGCGCCCCUGGUUUACAAAGUGUACCUGACCGUCCUGUUCGGCACCAGCAUCAUGGCGCCGGGGCUCGUGAUCGGAUACCUGUACGUGAAGCUGGCGCGCACUUACCUGGAGUCGCAGCGCAACUCCGCGAUGAGCCGCGGCGCAAAGCGGUCCCCCAAGCAGAAGGUGCUGAUCAUGAUCUUCACCAUCGUGCUGGUGUUCUGGGCGUGCUUCCUGCCGUUCUGGAUCUGGCAGCUGCUGUCCCUGUACCGCACCGAGCCCCUGAACCUGACCUCGCGGACGCACACGUGCAUCAACUACCUGGUGGCGAGCCUCACGUACAGCAACAGCUGCAUCAACCCGUUCCUGUACACGCUGCUCACCAAGAACUACCGAGAGUACCUGAAGAACCGGCACCGGAGCUUCUACCGGUACACGUCGUCGUUCAAGCAGCGGCCGCCGAGCCUCUACUCGUGGGGGAAGUCCGCGUCCUCCAGCAACCAGUUCGACUUCAACUCCGAGACGCUGGCGAUGGGGAGCCUGAAGUGA
Messenger RNA from Cyclopterus lumpus (lumpfish), 1056 nucleotides. RefSeq names its product urotensin-2 receptor. Gene Ontology annotation, molecular function: urotensin II receptor activity. The transcript has a single exon. Gene Ontology annotation, biological process: blood vessel diameter maintenance; regulation of blood pressure; neuropeptide signaling pathway. The record is from RefSeq and is a predicted model, not a curated record. The coding region runs from base 1 to 1056 and encodes 351 amino acids. Gene Ontology annotation, cellular component: membrane. Lineage: Eukaryota; Metazoa; Chordata; Actinopteri; Perciformes; Cyclopteridae.